AUGAAUUACAAUCCUUAUCAAGAUGAUAAUAUAUACAAUAGUGUGAGAAAACUAAAAUACGAUAAGCAACAUUUUAAUUAUAUAAAUAAAAAUAUCCAGUCAAAUGAAAAAUUUAUUAGUAGACUUCAAAACACCCUGACCUUGUCAGGUCACGAAGGAUGUGUUAAUAGACUUAAAUGGAAUGACGAUAAUUAUUUAUUAGCAUCAGCUAGUGAUGAUAAAAGAGUUCUGAUAUGGAAUGUGAAUUCAUAUAAAUAUAAGAACAAGCCAAAACAUACCAUAGACACUGGUCACUUUUAUAACAUUUUUGGUUUAAGUUAUAUUGAUAAUGAUUUUAUUGUAACUGGUUCUAUGGAUAGGCAAGUUCGUGUUCAUAAUAUAUAUAAUUCUUCUUAUAAAGAUGUUCAUAAAUGCCAUUCCGACCGCGUAAAGCAUAUAGCUACAAUACCAAAACAUAACAAAUUUGUGUAUUGGUCAUGUUCAGAAGAUGGCACCGUGAGGCAAUUUGAUACUAGAGAGAAACAUAGAUGUACCCCCCCUGAUUGUAAAAAUGUUGUAAUAAAUUACAAUAAUGUCCCUAGUGAGAAUAAGAUUCAUCGAUAUACUCCGAACAAUACAAAUAAAAAAAUGAACAAAUUUAAUUACUUUUUGAAAAAUAGAUAUCAUGUUAUUAGAGCAAUGAAUGAAUACAAAUAUAUGAACCUAGAUUUUCAGAGAGAGUUGAAAGCAAUCGCGGUAAAUCCCCUGUAUAACAAUUACAUCGGGGUUUGUUCAAAUGACAUGCUGAUAAGAGUAUACGACAGAAGAAUGUUAAAGUUAUGUAAAAAAAAUAAAAAAAUGAAUAUAAAGAAUAGUAUUCCAUCUGAUACAUAUUACCCCAAGCAUUUAUGGAACUAUUAUGAUGAGGAAGAUGAAAAAAAACUAAAUCAAAUAUCUCUGUUUUGUACACAUUUAGCUUGGUCUAAUGAUGGAAAAUAUUUGGGUGUAACAUAUAAUAAUGAGCAUGUGUAUUUAUUUAAUUUUUUAAAUAAGGAAGAAGAAAGAUGUCUAAGUUACAAUAUUGUAGACAAUAAAUGCACUUUUGAUUAUACAAAAAAGUAUGAUAUUUUAUUUCCUCCGUAUUAUGAGGAAAAAUGUUGCAGCAAUAAUAAUAAUAGUAAUAUUAGAAGCAAUAAUAGCAUUAAUAAUAGAAGUAGUAAUAAUAUUAAUAUUAGCAGUAAUCUCAGUAACCAUAAUAAUGGUAAUUAUAGUAAUGGUAAUUAUAGUAAUGGUUAUAAUGGUAAUGGUAAUAGUGAUAAUGGUAACAAUGAUAAUAGAAAUAAUAAUAAUAGAAAUAAUAAUAAUAGAAAUAAUAAUAAUAGAAAUAAUAAUAAUAGAAAUAAUAAUAAUAAUAAUAAUUCCAAAAAUGGUAAUGGUAAAACCCCUUUGGAAGAACACCAUAGUUAUUUACAAGAACUAUCAUCAAUAAAAAACAUAGAAAAGUUAGCUGGAGAAGCCUACGAAAAAAAGCAAUAUUUUGAAGCAGAAUAUUUAUACAAUGAAUGUUUAAAUUUAGUAGAAAACAAAGAUAUAAAAAAAGUUAUUUACUGCAAUUUGGCCAUUACAUUAAUACAAAGAAAAGCGAAAAAUGAUGCAUACUUAGCUGAACAAUAUGCGUUAGAAGCUUUAAAGUUGGACCCAUCUUAUUAUAAAGCUAUAUAUAGAAGAAUUCAAGCGAAUAUUAUUAAUAAAAAAUUAAUAAAUGCAUAUAGAAUUACCUUAUCGGCAUGCAAACAGUAUAAAGGUGUUAUUGAAUUCUUUUAUUUAAAAAAAAAAAUUAAAAGGAAACUGUAUGAAUUGUACAAGGAUAAGGUGAGCUCGAUAAGGGAAACAUGCGUAAGCACUGGGAGGAAAAAAAACAAAAAAAAAGAAGCACUGGAAGGGGAGGAAGCGCGGGAAGUGGGGAAAGUUAAAAGCAGAAGCAGAAGUAGAGGCAUAAGCAAAGAUAGAAGCAUAGGCAGAAGCAAAGGAAGAAGCAAAGGAAGAAGCAUAGGCAGAAGCAAAGGAAGAAGCAUAGACAGAAGCAAAGAUGAACAAUUUCGUAGAAGAAAGCUUCAAAGUGAAGGGGAGAACGACGACGACAGUUAUAUUGUUGCCUCUAAGAGUACUGGUGAAAGGUGUAAAAGUGAGGAAUGCGACAAAGAGGGGAAUAAAAUAAGUGAACACCAUUUGGAUGAAAAGAAAGGGGAUGAAAAUAACCCCCCAUAUAAGAGACAAAAGGAAAAAGGUACAGAUGAGCAAAAUGAUUUUCUUUUCAAUGUAAACUCAAGUAAUAAUCUUAAUAAUUCUUUAAAAAAUCAAGACGCACAUAGCGACGUAAGUGAAAUAGAAAAAAUUGAAUACGCAAAUGAAAAGAUUGAUAAUGAACAUAUGAAAUUAGUAUAUCCAUUAAAUAAAAAUAGUAGCAGUAGGAAACAUUUUACGGAGGAAAAAAAUAUACUUGAAAAUAACCUUGAUGAGAAGAAAAGAAAACAUGAACAAUUCAUUGAGUCUAACUCGAAUAACUUUUAUAGUUGCUUGAGCGAAACGAGGAAAAAAAAGAAGAAGAAAAAGAAAUGCAGGCAUGUGGAAGAGGGAGUAGAAGCAGAAACAGGAGUAGAGGUAGACAUAGAAGUAGAGGCAGAUGUAGAUGCAGAAGUAGAAGCAGAUGUAGAUGCAGAAGUAGAGGCAGAUGUAGAUGCAGAAGUAGAGGCAGAUGUAGAUGCAGAAGUAGAGGCAAAUGUAGAUGCAGAAGUAGAGGCAGAUGUAGAUGCAGAAGUAGAGGCAGACGUAGAAGCGAAAGUAGAAGCCGAAGCAGAAGAGCACGUACGAGAGGAAAGACAUGAAAAACAUGAAUACGUAGAUGGAAGGAAAGAAAAAUUUACGAAUGAACAUGAAAAAAAGGAGGUAUUCAAUUUAGGGAAUUCACAAAAAGUAUCUAAUGAGGAAAGUGUAUCUAUUUUUCAAUCUGAUAGUUCCAAAAAAAGGGCUGGAAAAACAUUCAGUGAAAAAUUGAAGGACAUAUUAUGUAAGAGAAGUGGGAAUAGCAGUAGAGGUAGAAGUAGCAGCAAUAAUGGCAGUGAUACAAGAAGCAGAAAUAGCAAGGGAGAAUUUUCCAAAAAGAGUAAAAUUAUUAGAAGAAAACUAGGGCAUAAAAAGGAGGAUACAAAAGGAGACAUUAAAUGGGAUUCAAAGGGGGGAAAAAACAGAAAGAAGUACCUUCAUUUAAUAAAUCAGGUAUCUCACUAUUUGCAAAAUAAAAUUGUUAACUCGUAUCCUUUUUUUUUAUUUUUUUAUGUGAGCUUUUGUUAUAGAAAUUCUAUAACGUCUUGGAAUGGAUGGCCACGAUACUACUAUCUGGCAAUGGUAGAAAAGGUAUACAAACUCAAAAUAAAGGAAAAAAUAUUAAAAGAUAAAAAUUAUGAAAAAAAAUAUAAGCGAAAAUUAAAAAAAUUAAAUAGAAAUUAUGAAUACAUUUUUUAUAAGAAAAGAGAAAGUAAAUGUAAUUUAAAUAUGAUUAAAGAAAAUGAAAUUUUAAGGAAUUGUUAUCAAACAGAUAAAAAAAAACAGCAACAUCAACAACAAAAAAAAAAAGGGUAUAUAAAUAAGAUGACAAAAAAUGAUAGAAGCGAUAAGUUAAUUGGCAAUAUAGGGGGAAAUGUUGAGAAGUGUACUAACUUUUCAGGGUAUGAAGAAUGUAGUAGUAAAAGUAAACAUGAUGAUGGUAGCUCAAAUGGUGAUAAUAUGAAUAAUGGCAACUCAAAUGAAGAUCAUUUGAAUUUUAGUAACUCAAAUGUGGAUAAUAUAAAUGUGAAGGAUGAAAAGAAAUACCCGAUAGAUAAUGAUGAUGAUAGUCCGAAUGAAAUGAUUUUAUCAAAUAACCAAAAUUUAAAAAUUAACAAGAAUCAAAAUGAGGGUGUGCAGAAUUACGGGAAGAGUGUAUUUGCACCAUAUUAUCAAGAGGUAGUUAUCGAAAAGGAAGUGCAAAAUAUAGAGACACAACAGAAGGGUGAGGAAAAGGAGAAACAAGAAAGAAGAGAAGAAGCAGAUCGAGAAAACCGCUUAGAUCGGCAAACGCAGCAGGAGGAACGAGAUAAAGGGAGGAAAAAAACAAUAAAAGGAACAUCUAAUACUAAUAAUAUAAGGAAAAAUGAAAGAAUGAAAAAAAAGAGAAAAAAUAUAUUUUUAAAAAAAAAAUUAGACGAAAAGCAUACCUCUUCUUCAUCUGCUUCGUCUGCUUCGUCUGCUUCGUCUUACUCUGCAUCUGAUUCCUCCUCUUCCUCUUCUGUUUCAUCCACAUUGAACUCCCAUUCAAGGGAAUCUUGGAAAAGUAAAGACAACGUGAGAAAAGAAGACAUAAAAAAAGAUAUAGAUUACAUUUUAGAAAGGUCAUAUAAAAAAAAAAAAAAAAAAGGGAAUAUAAUACGGUUAGAAUUAUACCGAUCUACGUAUAGUAGUUUGCCAUUUAGUACUUCUGCACAAAAUGCAAAUACGAAUGUAGCAGCACUUGAAAAUAAUGUAUCUGUUGAUUCAGCGCAGGCAUAUAAUAACAGCCAUCAGAGUAAUGAUAUUAAUGGAGGCAAUAACGAACAUAACCAAAACGAGAAUACACAGAUUAGAAGUGAUGAACAACUGAAUGAAGAAAAUACAAGAGAAGCUACCAAUUUGAAUUAUAGAACCCCAUACCUUACUCAUGGGAUCAUAGGGGAUUUUAAUAUUAGCUAUUUUAGACUAGGAAAUAAUAACCUUAUUCUAAAUACUAGACUUAUAAAUGAUAAUAGUAACAUCAACAGAAAUAGUAAUACCAUUUCGAAUAACAUAAUUACAUCUGCUAAUAAUAAUACCGAGGAAAAUUAUGAUCACCCUCAUAAUGCUAUUAGAGGUGAUGAUCAUACCUGCACACGCGUUAUCAAUGUAAACAAUGACAAAGGGGAGAAUAAGGUCUAUUCUAGGAGUAACACAGGAAGAAGUAUGAUUAAGGGUAUGAACUACGAUAAGAGUGUAGAUAAACCAUAUCCUUUGAAGAAAGAAAAGAGAAAGAGCGGGGAAGGAAGAAGUGUGGAAAUAGGGAGCACAAAAGUAAAAAGCGAAGGAAGACGCGGAGAAAGGCGUAAUGAACAUAAUGGAGAAUGCACCUACUCAUCUAGCAAAAGCAGCAAAUCAAAUAAAAAAAAAAAAAAAAAGUCGAAGGAAAUGAAUCCAUACAAACAUAAGGACUACAAGAUUGGGAAGGAACUAGAUUUUAAAUGCAUGAUGAAUUCAAAGAGAAGAGAAACUCGAACGAAAAAAGAUGACAAGAAGAAGAAAAUAAAAAGAACGUAUUAUGACAGCAGUACAAGUAGCAGUAAUACAAAUGGUGUUAAUUCAAAUAGAAGUAAUACGAAUAGCAGUAAUACAAAUAGCAGUGAUACAAAUAGCAGUAAUACAAAUGCAAGUAAUACAAAUGGUAGUAAUACAAAUGGUAGUAAUGCAAAUGACAGUAGUGCGAGUGGAAACAUUUCUUCAAUCCUUGAGAAUUAUGAUGACCCAAACUCCAUGCCCAUAGAAAAGACUCGGAGCAAAAUACAUAGUAUAAGAAAUACUAACAAAAUGAAGAAUAGGAAAAGAAAAAAAAAAAAUAAAACAAGAGAAAAAAAAAGAGAGAAAGAAAGAGAAAGCAAUUUCAAGGGUACAUCGCCAUCAUCAUCCUUACCAUCAUCUAUAUCCUCAUCAUCAUCUUCAUCCUCGUCAUCCUCAGACAAUUCAAAAACAUCCUUAUUACGUGAUGACUGCUUAUUAAAAGAUAACUUAAGGAAUAAAAGGAGGAUAGGGGAGCGUAUAAGGCAUUUAUUAGAAAAGAGAUCAAACAAAUUUUUUAAUGAAAAGGGAAGAAAAAAAAAAAAAUCGCAGUGUAUUAUAUACGAUUCAAAUAAAAUAAUAAACGAAAUUAAUACAUCAGAAUUAGACGAUAAGGAUGAAGUUGAUUUAUAUUCAUCAGACGAAAUGAAUUAUAUGCAUAAACAAAAAAUUUCAUUACUUAGAAAUCAUGCCAUUUUAGAUUUCAAAGAUAGCUCAUCUGAUUAUAGUUAUUCUUCUUUAUCAACUGAUAAUACAUCCUCUUCUUUUGAGAACCAGUUCUAUGAUCAUCUUUACAAUGCAGUUGACUACAAAGAUAUUAGUACUUGCCAAAAUAUUUACGUUUUUGAAAAAAAAAAAAAAAAAAAAAUUCGUAAUUAUAUAGAAAAAAUUGAAGAUCCCUUCUGGGUUCCUCAGGGAAGUUGUAAAAGAUUCGUCGGACACUGCAACAACGGAACAGACAUAAAAGAGGUGGCCUUUUGGAAUGACAAUGUUAUAUUAGCCGCAAGUGACAACUGUGAAGUAUACGUAUGGAGAAUAAGAGAUGGGAGAUUAUUAAACGUUUUAAAGGGGCAUGAAAACCAUGUAAACUGUGUUCAAGUACACCCUGAAGGGUCUUCUUUGGCUACAAGUGGCAUCGACAAAUACAUUAAAAUAUGGCAGCCAAACAGCAAAACGGAAUUCGACAAAAGCAUUCAGGAUACCAUGAUGGAAAAUCAAAAGUCUCUGGAAUUGUCAAACGCAAACUAUUUCAGUUUUGUUAAUUUUUCACCUAUCAUCAUUAAGUAA
This is a messenger RNA of Plasmodium malariae, 6642 nucleotides long. It is a transcript of the gene WDTC1, whose product is annotated as WD and tetratricopeptide repeats protein 1, putative. NCBI's taxonomy places the organism in Eukaryota, Apicomplexa, Aconoidasida, Haemosporida, Plasmodiidae. The coding region runs from base 1 to 6642 and encodes 2213 amino acids. The transcript is spliced from 10 exons. Gene Ontology annotation, biological process: negative regulation of fatty acid biosynthetic process. Gene Ontology annotation, cellular component: cytoplasm; Cul4-RING E3 ubiquitin ligase complex. The record is from RefSeq and is a predicted model, not a curated record. Gene Ontology annotation, molecular function: protein binding.